Messenger RNA from Benincasa hispida (wax gourd), 2487 nucleotides. It is a transcript of the gene FAB1, whose product is annotated as fatty acid biosynthesis 1. Gene Ontology annotation, biological process: fatty acid biosynthetic process. Gene Ontology annotation, molecular function: 3-oxoacyl-[acyl-carrier-protein] synthase activity. NCBI's taxonomy places the organism in Eukaryota, Viridiplantae, Streptophyta, Magnoliopsida, Cucurbitales, Cucurbitaceae. Gene Ontology annotation, cellular component: mitochondrion; chloroplast stroma. The record is from RefSeq and is a predicted model, not a curated record.
GUAGCGUGGUAAGGUAAAGGCUGAGGCUUCUUCCUCUCCAUUUCCACCAAUUGUAGAGAGAGAAAGCGAAAUAGAGAGAUUGCAGAGAAGAGCACUUGUCGUUCUCUUUCUCAGACGACUCAGAUUGCUUCAACCCCAUACUUGGCGCUUCUCUUCUUCAACGCUUUCAACACUUCCUCUUCAACAAUUUCCAAAUGCAACCUUCUUCAAUCAAUCUCUUCUUACUCUCAACAACAACGCUGUAACGCAAUCUCUGUAACACAAAACAAUCUCUUCUUCCUCUUCUUCUUCCUUCUUCCUUCUUCCUUCUUUCCUUCACUCUUCCAUGGCUUCCUUUGCUGUUUCUUCUCCUUUCUGUACUUGGCUUGUUGCCGCUUGCAUGUCUGCUACUUGCUUCAAGGACCAUUCCCUCAAUGCCUCAUCCAUCCCCCAUUCUUCUUCCAAGACAAGAUCGACAUCCACCUCCAGAAGGAAGAACUCCCUCUCUAAAUGUUAUACUAUUACUUCUCAAUUCAAUACCGGAUUGAUUUCUUCUUUCCGUGGAUUCAAUAUUCAUGACCUUAUGAACUCUUGUCUCGCUUUUGAACCUUGCGAUGACUACUGUAACAGUCGUUAUGCGCUUUCUUCUCUCGCUUCAUUAGGCAAUAAUGGUUUCUCUUUACUUUUUCGACCUAACUCUCUUCCUGUUAACCGCCGCCAGAGACGUGCGAAUCGGGUUUCACGUUCAGGUGAGACUGUCGCUGUAGCUGUUCAACCAGCUGAAGAUGUGGGAAGCAAAAAGAAACACCAUACAAAACAAAGAAGAGUAGUUGUCACUGGAAUGGGUGUGGUGACCCCCUUGGGGCAUGAUCUUGACGUCUUCUACAAAAAUUUGCUUGAGGGUGUCAGUGGAAUUAGCGAAAUCGAGGCAUUUGAUUGUUCCCAGUUCCCCACAAGAAUUGCUGGAGAGAUUAAAACUUUCUCUACCGAUGGAUGGGUUGCACCAAAAUUCUCCAAGCGGAUGGAUAAAUUUAUGCUUUACAUGCUUAUUGCUGGCAAGAAAGCCCUAGAGGAUGGUGGAUUUACAAAAGAGCUUGCAGAAGAGUUGGAUAAAACUAAAUGUGGAGUACUGAUUGGUUCGGCAAUGGGAGGCAUGAAGGUCUUUAAUGAUGCAAUUGAAGCGUUGCGAAUUUCAUACAAGAAGAUGAAUCCUUUCUGUGUUCCGUUUGCAACUACUAACAUGGGUUCUGCCAUGCUAGCUAUGGAUCUGGGAUGGAUGGGCCCAAACUAUUCAAUUUCUACAGCUUGUGCUACGAGCAACUUUUGUAUACUAAAUGCUGCUAAUCACAUAAUUAGAGGCGAAGCUGAUGUAAUGCUCUGCGGAGGUUCAGAUGCAGCAAUCAUACCCAUUGGUUUGGGAGGUUUUGUUGCUUGCAAUACACUUUCACAAAGAAACAGUGAUCCUACCAAAGCUUCACGGCCUUGGGAUAUUAAUCGUGAUGGAUUUGUUAUGGGGGAGGGAGCUGGAGUUUUGCUUCUAGAAGAAUUAGAGCACGCGAAGCAACGGGGUGCUCAAAUCUAUGCAGAAUUUCUUGGUGGAAGUUUCACUUGUGAUGCUUAUCAUGUGACCGAACCACACCCUGAUGGGACUGGAGUUAUUCUCUGCAUGGAGAAGGCAUUAGCUCAGUCUGGAAUAUCUAAGGAAGAUGUGAAUUACGUAAAUGCGCAUGCAACAUCUUCGCUGGCUGAAGACGUCAAAGAAUAUCAGGCUCUUGUACAUUGUUUUGGCAAGAACCGUGAGUUAAGAGUGAACUCCACGAAGUCUAUGGUUGGCCACUUACUAGGGGCUGCUGGUGCUGUUGAGGCUGUUGCCACCAUACAGGCCAUAAGAACAGGAUGGAUCCAUCCAAAUAUUAACUUAGAAAACCCAGAUAAAGGAGUGGACACAAAUAUACUUGUGGGCCCAAAGAAAGAAAGAUUGGAAAUCAAGGUCGCUCUGUCCAACUCCUUUGGCUUUGGCGGCCACAAUUCAUCCAUCUUAUUUGCCCCAUACAAGUGAAACACUUAAACUGAAAUGAGAGUCGUUCAGCCUAUAAUGUGUACAAGUUGCUGACUGUUGUGGGGAUAUUCGCCAUGUUGUCUGUUGAUUGUUUCAUAAGACAUACAGCAACGCAAAUCGGUUGGCCGUUCAAUCGCUUGUGAUCGAGCAGGAUACAGGCCAAUGACCGUCUGGGUAAACAUUAGAACAUUUUCCAAACCAGUUGUGUAGUACUAUGUUAAUUUUGACGAAUUAAGGUAGCGUCUACGGCGUUGAUAAACAAGACCCAAAAAAACCAAAAAAAAAAAAAAAACAAAAACAAAAACAAAAAGACUAAAAACCAAUCCCUUUUGAUCUGCAAUAUUUUCCAUGUAGAUGGAACCGCUAAUUGAAGAGUUGUUUUCAUUGUCCUAAUCGCAUUGUAUAAGCAUCUUUGAGGCUAAAUAAUUCCUUUUGAUUUAUUUGCCUCA